AUGGUGCUGGAUCUGGAUUUGUUUCGGGUGGAUAAAGGAGGGGACCCAGCCCUCAUCCGAGAGACCCAAGAGAAGCGCUUCAAGGACCCGGGACUAGUGGACCAGCUGGUGAAGGCAGACAGCGAGUGGCGACGAUGCAGAUUUCGGGCAGAUAACUUGAACAAGCUGAAGAAUCUAUGCAGCAAGACGAUUGGAGAGAAGAUGAAGAAAAAAGAGCCCGUGGGAGAAGACGAGUCUGUUCCAGAGGAUGCACUACAUUUUGACGACCUCACUGCAGACACCUUAGCUAACCUAAAAGUCUCACAGAUCAAAAAAGUCCGACUCCUCAUCGAUGAAGCCAUCCUGAAGUGCGAUGCCGAGAGAAUCAAGCUGGAAGCAGAGCGGUUUGAGAACCUCCGAGAGAUCGGGAACCUCCUGCACCCCUCAGUGCCCAUCAGUAACGACGAGGAUGCAGACAACAAAGUAGAGAGGAUUUGGGGGGAUUGUACAGUCAGGAAGAAGUACUCUCACGUGGACCUGGUGGUGAUGGUAGAUGGCUUUGAAGGCGAGAAGGGGGCCGUGGUGGCUGGGAGUCGAGGGUAUUUCCUGAAGGGGGUCCUGGUGUUCCUGGAACAGGCUCUCAUCCAGUAUGCCCUUCGCACCCUGGGAAGUCGGGGCUACACUCCCAUCUAUACCCCCUUUUUCAUGAGGAAGGAAGUCAUGCAGGAGGUGGCACAGCUCAGCCAGUUUGAUGAAGAACUUUAUAAGGUGAUUGGCAAAGGGAGUGAGAAGUCUGAUGACAAUUCCUAUGAUGAGAAAUACCUGAUUGCCACAUCGGAGCAGCCCAUCGCUGCUCUGCACCGGGACGAGUGGCUCCGGCCAGAGGAUCUGCCCAUCAAGUACGCUGGCCUGUCCACUUGCUUUCGCCAGGAGGUGGGCUCCCAUGGCCGUGACACCCGUGGCAUCUUUCGAGUCCAUCAAUUUGAGAAGAUCGAGCAGUUCGUGUACUCAUCGCCCCAUGACAACAAGUCGUGGGAGAUGUUCGAGGAGAUGAUUACCACCGCGGAGGAGUUCUACCAGUCUCUGGGGAUCCCCUACCACAUUGUGAAUAUCGUCUCAGGUUCUUUGAAUCACGCUGCCAGCAAGAAGCUCGACCUGGAGGCCUGGUUUCCGGGCUCAGGAGCCUUCCGUGAGUUAGUCUCCUGUUCUAAUUGCACGGAUUACCAGGCUCGCCGGCUCCGAAUCCGAUACGGGCAGACCAAGAAGAUGAUGGACAAGAGAAAGAAUAAUCUCCAUUUAUCUACACAGAACAAGUUGGAGACAGUGUCUUCCCUCUACUCACCCAAGAAGGUGGAGUUUGUCCAUAUGCUCAACGCCACGAUGUGUGCCACGACGCGUACCAUCUGCGCCAUCUUGGAGAACUACCAGACGGAGGAGGGCAUCAUCGUGCCCGAGAAACUGAAGGAGUUCAUGCCUUCAGGACUUCAAGAACUGAUCCCCUUUGUGAAGCCUGCGCCCAUUGACCAGGAGCCAUCCAAGAAGCAGAAGAAGCAACAUGAGGGCAGCAAAAAGAAAGUGGCAGCAAAAGAUGUCACCCUGGAAAACCGGCUGCAGACCAUGGAGGUCACCGAUGCCUGAACAUUCCUUCCUCCCAGCCUGCCAGGCUUCCCUGUCUGUCAGCAGGACCUCAGAGCCACCCAGGAGCAGGAAGCCACGCCCCCGCCCGCCGCCCUGCCCCGUCUGACUGCACAGCUACGGCAGGAGCACUGCCCUGUACAGCGCGCACGUUCCUCCCCCUUCACACGGGCCUAGGAUCCAGUCACUGAUGACGGCAGGAAACAUGUAAUAAAGCUUCUCUGGGGAGGGCCUAGACUCUU
Tupaia belangeri chinensis (Chinese tree shrew) is the source of this 1856-nucleotide messenger RNA. It is a transcript of the gene SARS1, whose product is annotated as seryl-tRNA synthetase 1. Lineage: Eukaryota; Metazoa; Chordata; Mammalia; Scandentia; Tupaiidae. The transcript is spliced from 12 exons. Gene Ontology annotation, molecular function: ATP binding; serine-tRNA ligase activity. Gene Ontology annotation, biological process: seryl-tRNA aminoacylation. Bases 1 to 1617 code for a protein of 538 amino acids. The record is from RefSeq and is a predicted model, not a curated record.